This is a messenger RNA of Symbiodinium sp. CCMP2456, 6003 nucleotides long. Lineage: Eukaryota; Dinophyceae; Suessiales; Symbiodiniaceae. The record is from the annotation of a GenBank genome assembly.
AUGCUUCACUUCGGCACGUCGGCUCCAGCACCCUCAGGAGUGGGCGAGCCCUUACUGGUACCGCCUCCAUGGCUGACUCCAACAGUUGUAUGCGUGCAGCAGCUUCUGUGCCAGGCUGACCUGGUCAAGAUGCGGGAAUCCCGAGAGGCUCUGGACAAGGAGGCGCAGCAGAUGUGGGUGAGCUUGAUCCUGGAUUUGAUGUAUGCCUUCCCGGGGUUGGAUGGCACGCUGGCGCAGCCAUGCUUGCAGGUGCUUCUGCGCUUAUGCUCCGUAUCGGUGGGGGCGAAAGCCUUCCUGGCAUACCAGCAAAAUCCGCAGUCCAGUGCUCAGUGCGUGAUUAGAUCUUUUCUGACCUGUGUUGGUACCCAAUUCGCCAUGGUGCGUUUGGCUUUUGAGGGCUUGCCAGAGGGCGUGCGCUCCGGUUGGCCCUUCAUUUUGCACGUGAUUACGUCCACCGACUCCGAUGACCUGCAACCUGACCGCGGGUACGAGGGCUAUCUGCAGAUGGAGCUGGUGCAGGGCCACGGCAGAUUGCGAGGCGAGCUGACCGAGCUGGCAUCAGGCGGCCAAGCCGACUUCCUGACACUCUCUUACGAAGGAGCAGGUCCCUUCCGUGUGCGUGUCACAGCCGAAACAGGGGAGGAAGUAACAAGCGAACCGGUGGCUGUGGAGGCCACCGAAGAUGAGCUGGCUGCGCAGCAGGCGCUGGGUGACCAGUUUGCUUUGGAAGACUGCCUGCACUUGAUCGAGUCAAUCCUGGAGCAAGAAGGUUCAACCACUCUGGAAGCGGCCGAAGUGAAUGACUGGCUGCUGUUGGGCGGCAAGCCAGCUGCCGAGCUGGCCGCAAAAGCCAACCCACAGGCCGUGACGCACGUGCUGAACUGCUGCGAACCCUGGUUUGUAGAAGGCGAAAACAGCAGGAACCUGUGCUACUCUGGGAUCGAGGCUUAUGACGAGCCGGGAUACAGGCUCCUUGACGAGCACUAUGCCAAAGUCAUUCGGCCAACGCUGGACACUGCUCGCGGUUCUGGCGGACGCUGUCUGGUGCACUGCGCCAUGGGCGUGAAUCGCUCGGCUUUGGUUUGUGCAGCGUAUCUCAUCGAUGCUCUUGGCAUGGACUUGCUGCCUGCGGUGAUGUUGCUGAAGCAAAAAAGAGGACAUGUUCUGGGGAAUCGGAGCUUUCAGCUCCAGUUGAUUGAGUUCGCAGCAAAGCGUAACCGUUUGGGCAAGAUGGAAAGGUUCAAGAAGGAUGCUCAGGCGGAGGGGGGAGACGGUGGUGUUAAAGCCUUGCGCCUGCUCUUUCGACUGGGCAGGCAAGCGGCUUUCCAAGGGCUCUUGCAAAUGCUCUCCGACUUGGUGGUGAUGCUCCUGGAAGAAGCGCCGGUGCUAGGACAGAGGAUGGAGCUGGAGAUUUUGGGCAUUCUCGGGGCUCGGAAAGAGGUGCCGGCGAGGGACAUCUACCAGCCGCUGUUUCCUUUGAUGAGCCGCAAUCCACAGCUCUUUGAGGACUCCCUCAAGGCAGUCGCUCGGAGGACGCGAGCCGCCUCGCCCGACGCACUUCUGCUGGCUCCCAUCCCCGAGGCAGAGCGACCACGAGGGCCCAAGAAGUCACUUCUUCCGGCCUCGGCGCUCCUCGUCCUUCAGACGCUGGUCAACGAGAUUUGCUUCGGUGUGGAUGUCCAGUUCAGGACGACCUUCCCGAAGCUUCACGAAGUGGCAUCGAAGACCCUGGAGCAGGCUGAGGCUCCGACUUCCAGCUCGGGCCUUCCUCCCGCCUACCCGCUGGCGCUCGGACCGAACUGCAUCCUCUGUGUCCUCGAUGGGCUUCUGCUUCGGAUGCCGGGCAUUGCGAUGCUUUUUCUGAAGAGUCCGUUGCCGUUCCCGGCAGCAUCUGUGCAGGCAGACGGCAAUCACUUCGUUGUAGACGCCACGUCGGCGCCUUCACACAAGAGCCUCCUUCUGCUCAUGAUGCGGCAUUUGCUGCCUCAGCUCGCGCGGCUCAGUGAGCUGUGGCCAAAGCAGAUCAGUUUGCUGAAGUACUCGCAGCGGUCAGCAUUGUCAGGUGCCGUCAACCCGGUGCAGAGGCUCCUUCCGCACCUGGGAGAACCCUACUCCUUAUACGGCCUCUCCCGCUACCUCUCUGAGAUUGGCGAUCUCUUGGACAGGGCAGAUCAAGCCUCUGUGUCCAAGGCGCCCAAAGCCCAGGAAGCAGCUCUUCUGGAGCAGCGUCCAGCAAUCCUGGAGGCCCAGGGCCGCGUGCGCCGCGCCAUGGGCUGCCGGUUGGAGGAGCCUCUGACAAAGAGGGAGAAGCCACUCGCAGAGGCCUUCUUGCAGGAGCAGAUCUCGAAGCUGCAGGGACAGGCUCAGCGAGACGAAAGGGCCAAAGCAGGCAUCGAUCGCUUGCAGCAGCUUUUGGUCCAGGUCCGAGGCAAGACUCCUGCUGCCGAGUCCAAAGCAGUCCGGGACAUUGAGGCCUCCCUGAAGCAGGCUGAAACAGAUUGGAAGGAGAUCUCACCCAUCUAUGAAAAAUGGCAAGCUGGAAGACAUAGCUUCCGAUCCAAUGCAGAUUUGCAGGCAUUUAAGCGGCGUUACGAAGAAUGCAGAAAGAUCCGUGAUGCCGGCGAUGAGAAGUUGGGUGUGGCCCUCUGUGCCCGGCGCGGUGCCAACAUUCCAGAGGAGCCACCGAACGUGCCCAAAACAGGAUGGUCUUCCAUCGCACGGAAGGCCCAAACAACGCCAGCUGCACAGUCGACGCCUGUGCGGGGUGCAGCGGCCGUGGCAUUAGAUGCCAAGAAAAAGGCAUCAGCCAAGAGCAGCUCAUGGGCCUCGCAGACAAUCAGCUUUGCGCAGCGACUCAGAGCCGAGGCUGUAGCGAAAGUGCGACAAACGACGGACGGAGCAGACGAGGACGACGGCUUCUGGACGGAGGGGCUCCCCACAGAGAGGCCCCCGCCACCUCCUCUUCCAGAGGCCCAAGACAAGGAAGAAGCGACGGAUGGUUUUGCGGCGUCAAGGGCUUCUAAACCUGGGCGGCCUCCAAGCGCGCCAACCAGAGCACCUCUGUCCUCCCUUGCGAACUCAGGCCGACGCUGGGGCCCCGCAGACCCAGGCCAGUCUGAGGACGAAGAUGUGCAGGCAGAUGCUCCUGAGCAGCAGGAGGCUGGCAGCAAGCACUCCAACGUCGGCGCGCGUGAGGUUCCUGUCCCCUCUGCGAAGAAGCGCGGCAAGUCGAACAAAUCGAAGCCGGCGCCACGGGAGGACGAGAGCGAGGCAGCUUCCGCUCCACGCGCUCCUCCAAGCGGGGUCUGGUCAUCGGUGGAGGCGCUCUUCGCCGGGACCCUGGUGUCUGAGCUGCUGCGAUCCGCGGCUUGGCGAUGCGAGGCUUCAGAAGCCCGUCUGGUUGAGUUGAUCGACCGGCUGCCGCCUUCAGCUCCGCUGGGCCUGCCGAUGCCGUUGACAUGGGUGCAGUUCAUGUCUCUGGAGAUGGAUGGAGGUCCCAAGAGGACGUCAAGGCGUGGAGAGUCACCCUGGCUGCUGCGGCUUAAGAGCAACAUACCACGGCUUCUGUCCCACUACGUGAGCAUUAUCUUUGCACUCCUGUUGCUUCACUCGCUGUCGCGAUUUGGCAUCCUGACUUGGCUGGUGGCCGCUCAGACUUUUCUGCUGCUUCUGCCCCCACAGAAAGUAGGGCAGUUUGGCCCAUCCGUUCACGUGAUGGUGUUGCAGGGUAUCCAUUUGCUGCUGUGGAUCUUUUUUGUCAGAUCGUUGUGGCAGUUGCACAUCUUCAUUCAGAUUUUCCUGGCAUUGGUGAUUUGCGGCCAUGCCUAUGCUGUGAAUGAAGCAGGUAUCUCCCCAGUCCCAGAUUUCUUGCAGUAUUGCCUGCUGAAGGCUUUCAUGAUGAUGCAUGCUAACAAAUCCAGGCGAUUGUUCUUCUGCGUUCUUUGGCCGAAGGCCCUCGAGCGACAGAGGACCAAGGCAUAUAUGGGUCGCAGGCACGCUGCCCUGCUGAGGCAAGACGGCGUCGUUUGCUUAAAGACUCGGAAGGCCAAUGCUCCUCACAUCAACGAACUCUGUGAUAUCCAGGGGCACAGAGCUUCGGCUUCGGCGCAGCAGCAUGACAAGAUUCUCGUGCACACCGCUUGGAGGAGAAAGCCUCCCCACGACUCGCAGCUCUGGAUAAUCCUGGAGGUCCGAAGCAAUGCGGCUGCCCCACCUGCCAAGAAGGCGCGGACACGCCAUCCCGUUCCUUUCAGUGCCAAGGAGGAGCUCCAGGUUCUUCGGGACGCGUUCGUGGCCGUCCUGGCACGCUUGGAUCUCCAGCGAAGCGAAUCGUCGCAGGUUGCGGGUGCAGUGGUCAGGUGCCUGGAGCUGCUGUCUCGCCGGGAGAUUCAGACAGGAACCGACCCUCGGCGAACAGAUGCUUCUCCUGGAGCUCGAGCCAAAGCUAGGAAAACGGAUCCUGUCAAGCCGCAGCUCUCCGAAGAAGACCUGCAAGAUGGGUUUUCUGCAGCUCAAGUCUUUGGUUCCAAAACGGCCAUGAGUGGCUAUACGUACGACGACCUCAUCUGCCUGCCUGGGCAUAUCAACUUCGGAGUGCACGAUGUUUGCUUGGGGUCCCGGUUCACGAAGCGCAUCUCCUUGCGGACGCCCAUCGUGUCCAGCCCGAUGGACACAGUGACAGAGUCCAACAUGGCCAUCGCCAUGGCAUUAGAAGGCGGCAUUGGUGUUAUCCACACGAACAUGCCCAUCGAGGACCAGGCGAGGGAAGUCUCGCGGGUAAAGAAAUACAAGGCCGGCUUCAUCCUGGACCCCGUGUGUGUUCUGCCUACCAUGACCUUAGAUGAGUUGGAUGUGCUCAAGACCAAGCACGGCUUCACCGGAUUCCCGGUCACGGAGAACGGACAGAUGGGUGCCAAACUCCUCGGCUUGGUGACAAAGCGCGACACCGACUUCAUCGGGGACCGCAAGACUCGGCUCAGCGCCAUCAUGACACCAGCAAAGGACUUGGUGACCAUGCGGGAAGGCUGUGACCUCUUGGAAGCCAAUGCCCUUCUGCAAAAGUCAAAGAAGGGCAAGCUUCCGAUCAUCACCCAGUCGGGCCUGCUGAUAGCCAUGGUCUCCCGAACGGACAUCAAGAAGAAUGUCGAGUUUCCCAACGCGACAAAGGAAGCAGUGAACAAGGGCCUCCUGGUCGCUGCUGCCAUUGGCACCCGGCCCAACGACAAGGAGCGUGUCCGAGCGCUCGUGGCUGCUGGUGUGGAUGCUGUCGUCAUCGACAGUAGCCAGGGCGACAGCUUGUUCCAGCACGAAAUGAUCAAGUGGAUCAAGAGCAACUUCCCAGACUUGCAGGUGGUCGCCGGCAAUGUGGUCACGAAGCGGCAGGCCAAGAACCUCAUCGAAUGCGGGGCCGACGCCCUCCGCGUGGGUAUGGGCAUCGGUUCCAUCUGCACCACGCAGGAAGUCUGCGCUUGCGGCCGGGCACAGGCCUCUGCCGUCUACAACGUGGCUAAGCUUGCCAGGAUGUACGGCGUGCCCAUUCUGGCAGAUGGCGGCAUCUCCAGCCCGGGUCACAUCGUGAAGGCCCUGAGCCUCGGCGCCGGUGCGGCAAUGUGCGGGAGCCUGCUCGCAGGAACCGCGGAGACGCCUGGAGAGUACUUCUACUCAGAGGACGGCAAGCGGCUGAAGCGUUACCGCGGAAUGGGCUCCAUCGACGCCAUGAAGAAGGGCUCCGACGACCGGUACUUUGGCACAACCUCAAGCAUCAAGGUGGCCCAGGGUGUCUCCGGCACGGUCCAGGACAAAGGCAGCAUCCACAGAUACAUCCCGUAUCUCACUCAGGGCAUCAGACACGGAAUGCAGGACAUUGGCGCCAAGAGCGUUGACCAGCUGCAGGCGAUGCUGCAGGAGGGUCAGCUGCGCUUCGAGCUGCGUUCAGCCGCAGCUCAGAGGGAAGGAGGCGUCCACGGCCUCCACAGUUUCGAGCGCAAGCUCUUUGACUCGUGA